UUGUACGGGACCUCUGUGCGAGGUCCCGAUCACGUGAUCACUGAUUGGCCAAUCAGUGAUCACAUGAAGAGUAGUAAGCAAGAUGUCACUUCUGACAUCAUUGCUUACUACAUGUGAAAUCUGUGAAUGAUCACAGAGAUCACAUGGGUCACGGCAUUAGGAAGGUUGAAAACCACUGAACUAGAUGGACUUUUGUCUUUUUUUCAGCCAGACUAACUUUUAUUUUAAUGGUUGAAAUGGAUGGACUUUUGCCUUUUUUUUUAGCCAGACUAA
Messenger RNA from Staurois parvus, 273 nucleotides. The record is from the annotation of a GenBank genome assembly. NCBI's taxonomy places the organism in Eukaryota, Metazoa, Chordata, Amphibia, Anura, Ranidae.